Molecule: messenger RNA, 993 nt
Organism: Aspergillus pseudoviridinutans
Lineage: Eukaryota; Fungi; Ascomycota; Eurotiomycetes; Eurotiales; Aspergillaceae
Exons: 2
Coding region: 1-993 (330 amino acids)
Source: RefSeq, a predicted model, not a curated record
AUGCCUUCGCCAGUCGCAAAAGGGAUAAUCAUAACAGUUUCAGCGCUCGUCGCUGCUGGUAUAGCGGUCUAUGAAUCGCCCCAGUUCCGAGAAUGGCUGAACAAUUCUCGUCGUAAAAUUGCGCUGGCUUUACACAAUCUCGGAGAUGAAAUUCAACCUCGAGCCUCGAUGUCUUCCCUCAGGGAAGAUAUUUCUAUGAUGGAAGAGGCGGGCCCGGCGGCAGAAGAACGGAGGAGGAUUGCUCGCGAAGAAAUCCAGAAGAGAGCUGCUGCUCUCGAAGAACGUCGGAGGCGACAACAGGGUGGUUUGUUUGGAUCCUUUGAUGCCCUUGUGGAUGAAAAUGGCAACCUGUUGAGGUCGGGCAGUCAGGAUGCGACUGCCAGUACGCUUGCGAACUCGACGGCUGUGGACUUGCCAUCAUCGCAGCUUGUCCACCGAGGAGUCAAGGAGCCAGAUGUGUCGGCUUCCGUGGGCGAGAUCACACCGGCUGCCACCGUGACCGACAAUGAUAAACUACAUUUAGAGAUUCCAUCUACUGGCAACCGUUCCGCGUCUCUUGUCGAGCUUACUCCUACUUCUGAUGAUACAGAUAUAGACUUUUUCGGCUCUACUAGCGACAAAGCAGAAGAAGCCGAGCGGUCUAUGCUUUCUUCCACAACAGAUAAAGAAAGAAGUCCUUCGCCGAGUCAUACUGAGGAAGAAUCUCAAACCAUCUAUCCAGAAUCAUCACUUAUAGACACGAAUCGCGAGCUCCCAUCGCCGUUCUCUGACCUAUCCGAACUGAAUAGCACGGGCUUUGAGCAGCGAGAACGUUCAUCGACGCCGUCUACGGCUGAUAGUUUCAGCCACGUUUAUGAGUCCGCUGACGACGCAACGUCAGAUGGCACUCUGAGUGACCUCGGAAGACCCAUGGAUGGUGUUGCCACUCCAGCCAGUUGGUCGGAGGUUGGUAGUGUUGUUAGCAACGAAGAGUUGGGUCACCAUGGAUUUUGA